This is a messenger RNA of Erythranthe guttata (spotted monkey flower), 2426 nucleotides long. Lineage: Eukaryota; Viridiplantae; Streptophyta; Magnoliopsida; Lamiales; Phrymaceae. The record is from RefSeq and is a predicted model, not a curated record.
AAGUUUACGAAAUUAGAAAAAGGGUAUAAAUAGAAAAGUUGACGAAAUAAAGAGAGAAUUGAAUUAAAAGGGUGUAAGUAAAUAGUGCCAAAAGAAAGAGCAAGACCAUUGUCUUAACUCCAGCCAUUUUCAGCAAGUCUCUCUCUCUACACAUGCAAUUACCCUGCAUUAUUACAUACAGAGAGAGAAAAUAAUUCACUUGGAAACCCCAAAAACAAACCAAAAAAAAAUAAAAAAAAUAAAAUUAGAAGCAUGGAUCUAACAAUCUUCUUGGUGAUUUUCUUGAUCCCAUCAUCAUCUUCCUUGUCGUUCAACUUUUCGAGCAUCGGCCAUUCGACCAGCCACUCCAUAACAAUCUUGGGCAGCGGCUACAUCUCGGAGAAAGGCAUUCAAGUUACAACCGACGAGCGCGGCGAGAGAUUAGCACAACUAGUCGGCCGAGCAACGUACAUUGACCCACUCCACCUAUGGGACCGAGCCUCAAGAAAAAUAGCCGAUUUCUCCACUAGUUUCUCCUUCGUGAUAGACUCGAGAGGCAGCUUAGAUCUCGGAGAUGGCCUGACAUUUUUCUUGGCUCCCAUUGGCUCCACCAUCCAACCAUGGUCAUUCGGUGGCAACCUGGCUCUCGGAAACGGCGGCGUGCCCGUGAAUUCGACCUCGCAGGCGUUUGUGGCGGUGGAGUUCGAUACGUACCAGAACUUGUACGAUCCUCCUCAGCAGACGCACGUUGGUAUUGAUAUCAAUUCCAUGAAAUCGGUCGUGACUACAAAAUGGGAGAAUAAUGUUACUCUGGGGUUGCAAAAUGAUGCGUGGGUCAGUUACAACGGUAGCUCGAUGGAGCUGAGGGUUGAAUUUACGGGUAAAUCGAGAAACGGGACCCAACGAGGUAACCUCAGUUACAUGGUUGAUUUCAGGGAUUACUUGCCUGAAAAUGUUACCGUCGGCUUCUCAGCUGCCACAGGGGAUUUGUUCGAGACGCAUACCGUCAAGUCGUGGGAGUUCUAUUCUUCCUCUUUGGAACUAGCACCACCACCGCCACCGCCGCUGCCACCUCGUAUUGUUAGUUCAAGUUUGCCGCCACAACCUAAUGCCGGAGGAGGCGGAGGAGGAGUAGGACUAGUCGUUGGAUUGAGUGUUGGCCUGGCAAUAGUAAUUGUUUCAUUGGUUUUUGCAAGCUAUUUCUUGUGGUGGAGGAAGAAGAAGAACAACAAGAAGGAAAUGGGAGAUGAUCGGGCUGGUUCGUUUCAUCCACACAUGGAUAUCGAGUUUCAGAAGGGCUGUGGGCCUAAGAAGUUUUCGUACCGUGAAUUGGUUCGUGCAACCAACAACUUCGCAAAGGAGGAGAAGCUCGGAGAAGGUGGAUUCGGUGGCGUUUACAGAGGCUUCUUAGCCGAAACAAAUUCCUAUAUUGCAGUAAAAAGGGUGUCGAGUGGAUCCAAACAAGGCCUAAAAGAAUACGCAUCAGAAGUCAAGAUCAUCAGCCAGUUGAGGCACAGAAACUUAGUCCAGCUCCACGGCUGGUGUCACGAAAGAGGCGAGCUCCUCCUCGUUUACGAGUACUUGCCAAACGGGAGCUUAGAUUCCCAUCUCUUCAAAGGCCAAACAAUCUUGCCAUGGGAAGUGAGGUACAGAAUCGCGCAGGGGGUAGCCUCGGCUUUGCUGUACCUGCACGAAGAAUGGGAACGGGCCGUGGUCCACAGGGAUAUAAAAGCCAGCAAUAUCAUGCUCGACUCCAACUUCAACGCUAAACUCGGUGAUUUCGGCUUAGCAAGGCUAGUGGACCACGAAAAGGGUUCCCAAACGACGGUUCUCGCGGGUACGUUCGGGUACAUGGCCCCCGAAUGUGUGGUCACGGGCCGGGCCAGCAAAGAAACCGAUAUCUACAGCUUAGGGAUCGUGUUUUUGGAAAUUGCGUGCGGAAAAAGACCUAUUGGCCGAAGCAAAGAUCAAGAAAAACAAAUGGUGCUAGUGGAGUGGGUUUGGAGCCUAUACAGAUCCGGGAGGUUGAUUGAAGCGGCUGAUCCGGAACUAGCGGAAAGUGGGUAUGACGAACGAGAGGUGGAGCAGGUGAUGGCUGUGGGGAUGUGGUGCGCUCGUCCAGAAAGCGACCAACGGCCCUCGAUCAGACAAGUUAUCAAUGCUCUCAGUUCCGAAGCGGAUGUGGUGCCGGGUUUUCCUCCAUUGAUGUCGGUUCCGACGUAGUUUACUCAUGGAAAGAGUGCUACGGAUUUUGCGAGCUACAAUCACUACAGCAGUUCUUUGAAUGUGACCACAUCCUCUGCAGCUUCUUCUUCCGCGCUUCUCGCCUAGUGAUUUAAUCAUUUAAUAUGUUAAAAAUGAAGGAUUUGCAAGAUGGGUUUUUUCUUUUUCAAUUUUUCGGAGAUUAAGAUUGUAUUGAAUGUAUUUAUUAUAUCACAAGCGUUCGA